CAUUAAAGCUCACUGCAGCUUCCUGCAGGAACUGGCAGGAGUUCCAGUGCCAGGAAACAGCCAAAUGCCCUUGGCUAGAUUUGGCAACAGAGCAGGCAGUUCCUUGUUCACACUGGGAGCUUUUUCUCCCCUACUGUGCAACUGCUGUUCUGGAGAGUGAAAUGCAAAAUUAGCCCGGGCCAAACAGUCCCGCUGAAGGAAGAACGGCGUCUCGGGUCCCCCUGUGCCCAGGUUUGAGCCCUGCCCUUGCCCUGCCGCAGGAUCCCAACGAGGAGCUCUAAUCGUCGCCCCCUCUCUCCCCGCGGCUGAGCGCCCGUCGGGGCGGGGAGCGAGGGCACCGGCCCGCCCUGGGGAGGAGGCGGCAGCUGCGGUGGGUUCCCCCUCGCUGUCCCGGCAGCUUUAAAGGCGGCGCGGCGGGCGCGGGGCCGGCGGCGGCACCAUGGGGCGGGCGCUCGGCAUCCUGAGCUGCAGCCUGGCGCUGCUGCCGCUGCCGCUGCCCGCGGCCCCGCGGGGCCCCGCGCUCCGCCCGCGCCGGCAGCCGCGCCCGGGCCCGGGGCCCUCCGCAGACACUGCCUGUAAGAACCGGCCUCUGGAUCUCGUCUUCAUCGUAGACAGCUCCCGUAGCGUCCGACCUGAGGAGUUUGAGAAAGUGAAAAUCUUCCUGUCAGAAAUGAUCGAUACCCUGGAUGUUGGUGAAAGAACCACGCGUGUGGCAGUCGUGAACUACGCGAGCACCGUCAAGGUGGAAUUUCCCCUCCGGACCUACUUUGACAAGGCCUCUAUGAAGGAGGCUGUGUCUCGCAUUGAGCCCUUGUCUGCUGGCACCAUGACCGGCCUUGCCAUCCGGACUGCCGUGGAUGAAGUCUUCACUGAGGAGAUGGGCACCCGGCCAGCAACCUCCAACAUCCCCAGGGUGGUCAUUGUGGUGACAGAUGGACGGCCACAGGACAGGGUUCAAGAUGUGGCGGCAAGCGCCCGGACAGCCGGCAUGGAGAUCUACGCGGUCGGGGUGGGCCGGGCAGACCUGCAGUCCCUGAGGAGAAUGGCCAGCGAGCCUCUGGAUGAACACGUCUUCUAUGUGGAGACCUACGGUGUGAUCGAAAAGCUGACAUCCAGAUUCAGGGAGACUUUCUGUGCUGUGACCGUGUGUGCCCUGGGGACCCACGGCUGCCAGCAGGUCUGUGUCAGCAGUGGGGCAUCCCACCUCUGUGACUGCUAUGAAGGAUACACCCUGAAUCCAGACAAGAGAACCUGCUCAGCUGUGGACAUGUGUGCAUCUGGGAGGCACGAGUGUGACCAGAUCUGUGUGAGUAACAACAGAUCCUAUGUCUGUGACUGCUAUGAAGGCUACACCUUGAACCCAGACAAGAAGACUUGCUCAGCCAUGGACAUGUGUGCACCUGGAAGACAUGACUGUGCCCAAGUCUGUCUGAGAAAUGAUGGCUCCUACAGCUGUGGCUGCUAUGAAGGAUACACUCUCAGUCCAGACAAGAGAACCUGCUCAGUGUGUGCGCCCGGCAGGCAGGACUGCGGGCAGGGCUGGAGGGGUGACCUGUUCCACCCCUGUGACUGCCACCCAGGCUGCACCCUCAACCCAGACAGGAGCACCUGCUCCAGAGCCAUAAUGAGCAGUCUUGUAACAACUGAAGAGUCCUGUAAAUGUGAAGCCACAGUUGCCCUCCAGGAUUCAGUGACCUCACGCCUUGAAGCUUUGUCCACAAAAUUAGAGGAAGUGUCUGAGAAGCUGAAGGCAUAUCAAGACAGACAGCAGAUUGUCUGAGCUAUCAUUUUGCUUGAUUUUAAAUUAAUUUUUCAGAAUCAAGCUUUUUUAUGGUUUUCAGGAAGCUUUAUUUCAUUCCACAGCUUACAAAACAGCAGUAGUUAUUAUUGACAUAUGUCAAGAAGACUUCAGGAAGACAAGAGUCUUGAAAAUACAGCAACCCUGAGGAUCUUCAUGUACUGUUGCUUUAUAGCCAUGAAGCUACUCAUACCUGCUGUGCUUCAGUUUGUAUUGCAGAUACUGCUUUUCUGUAGUUACUGCAUAUUUUAUUCUCUUACUUCAAAGUAAAUGCAGAAAAAAAAAUAUAAAUUACAUUAUAUAAAACUUUGAAAUGGUAAGGCAGAGUGAAAAAAUGUGCCUAGGUCUUAUUUCAAGUAAAUGGGAAAGU
Molecule: messenger RNA, 2168 nt
Organism: Prinia subflava (tawny-flanked prinia)
Lineage: Eukaryota; Metazoa; Chordata; Aves; Passeriformes; Cisticolidae
Gene: MATN3
Product: matrilin 3
Molecular function (GO): calcium ion binding
Source: RefSeq, a predicted model, not a curated record